AUGAUCAGCUCCAAGAAGCUAGCUCAGUUGUCCAAGAAGAUGCAGGGAAUGGGUGCAGUUGGGAGAAGAAGGGUCACAGCAGUGAGAAAGGAAAUCAACCCAUCUUGCAGCAGCAUAGUUGCAGGAAAGGGCAACUGCAUCGUCUACUCUUCUGAUGGGAAGCGGUUUGAGAUCCCCCUUUCUUACCUCCACACGGCAGUCUUUGUAGAGCUCCUGAAGCUGUCACAGGAAGAGUUUGGGUUCACAAGUGAUGGGAGGAUCACACUGCCUUGCGAUACAGCAGUGAUGGAGUAUGUGAUGUGUUUGCUAAGGAGAGAAGCCUCUGAAGAUGUUGAGAAGGCGCUCCUCAGUUCCAUAGUGAUGCCUUGCCACCACACAAGCAGGAUGGUGCAACCACCCAAUGGAGUGAACCAGCAAUUUGCUGUGUGCAGCUCCUGA
Molecule: messenger RNA, 438 nt
Organism: Miscanthus lutarioriparius
Lineage: Eukaryota; Viridiplantae; Streptophyta; Magnoliopsida; Poales; Poaceae
Source: the annotation of a GenBank genome assembly